Messenger RNA from Acanthoscelides obtectus, 498 nucleotides. NCBI's taxonomy places the organism in Eukaryota, Metazoa, Arthropoda, Insecta, Coleoptera, Chrysomelidae. The record is from the annotation of a GenBank genome assembly.
AUGGUAUGGGAGAAAACUCUAGCGGAAUCAGUCCAAGACGUGAAAGACGAUUUCAUGAUGGCUGUAAAGAAAGCGAUCAUAGACUUUGUCCUUCAAGAUCCAUCCUUUGUAAGGACAUCCGCUGAAAUAGACAAUGCUUUCAAACAGGAGAUGAAGCAAACUGGGACCAGUUUUAGGGCAAACUUCGCAUCGGCGAAAGUCAAGAUUGCAAGAAACCUGCAUAUAGAAUUCAAGUAUAUGGCGAAUAAGCACAUCGAAAAAUGCAAAGCUACCUUUAUGGACCAGUAUUUUUACCAAGUGACGGACGUGUUUUUGCAAGGAAAUAAAAAAGGCAAACUGCCAGAUCCUAGUAAGAUGAGGAAAGUGGUGUCUUUCUACAAUGCUGUAGCUGCUAUUAUGACGCAUCACUUGCAAAUGCUCUGCAUGAAGUCGCUCUACGACUAUGUCAAGUAUAUAACUGAUGUUAAGGUGAGUUCUUCAAUAGCUAUUUUGUACUGA